This is a messenger RNA of Solenopsis invicta (red fire ant), 3508 nucleotides long. Its product is annotated as probable G-protein coupled receptor Mth-like 3. Gene Ontology annotation, cellular component: membrane. The record is from RefSeq and is a predicted model, not a curated record. Gene Ontology annotation, biological process: G protein-coupled receptor signaling pathway; cell surface receptor signaling pathway. NCBI's taxonomy places the organism in Eukaryota, Metazoa, Arthropoda, Insecta, Hymenoptera, Formicidae. Bases 1245 to 3086 code for a protein of 613 amino acids. The transcript is spliced from 12 exons. Gene Ontology annotation, molecular function: G protein-coupled receptor activity.
CACUCAUUUUUAUUUUAUUGAAUAACUUUGUUUAUAAUUAAUAUUUACUAUUGAAACUUUACGGCUUUAAGUUACAGCAACAUUAACAUUUAAUGUAGAAAAAUCAAAAUAAAUUUAAUAUUGAAAAAAUAUUCACACUUCAACAUUCAACAUCGCAAUGUUUCUACAAUAUCUCCGCAAUAUUGCAUUGCAAUUUGCAACAUUACAACAUUGCUACAAUGUUGCUGUAAUGUUCUGUGCUGUAUGGAUACGUAGUGUCUUACGGAUGUUCUUGUGGGAAGGCUCUAAGGUUGCUGUACGUUAUAGAAAAUUAUAGGAAUAUAGAUCAAAGCAAAGAGAUGUCGAUAUUCCGCAAUUAUCAUAACGUGAGAAAUCCCGCUUGGAGCUGGACCGCGUGAUACGUCCAAUCGCAAGGCGCCAUAAACCUCCUUGCGUGGGAUAGGAAGCCUUUUGUAUGCUCUGUAUAAAAUUCGAACUUCACUUUGCUGUUGGGACCGUCGCCGUCAAGACAAGCCAUCAGAACAAUCUGCCUCGACAAGGAGCGUUUGUGUUGAUGUGCGAGAGUUGUGACACAUCGAGGAACAUGUGUAAAUAAUGCAGACAAAUAUCAAAGAAUAAUUACACUAAAAGCAACGUACUCUCAGACCGGACAAUAUUAUAAAAUGGAACGAGGAUAUCGUUGAUUAUUUACAGUGACACAUACAACGGAAAUGAGUGUUCGACUGAAUGCACAGAUAACUUGUUGCGUAACAUCAGGAAGAUAAAAAAAUUGGUGAAUAAAAAGAAAAUUGAGUGAGGAUCGCAAUUUUUCAAACACAUAGCAACUAUUUCUCUCCGAAAUAGCAAACAAAAGAAAAAUCGAAACACAAAGAAAUAAAAUUGAAUGCAAGAAAGCACGUGAAAUGGCGGUUUAAAAUUUAAACAAUUAAAGGAAUUUGUUUAAAUACGACUUAAAAUAAUAAUUCAGCAAGGAAAGUCUGAAGAAGUUCUAUUUGAAGAAGAGUAAAGAAGCUGCAUGUAUUAUUUGUGGACAAGUAAAUUAUAUCUUUAUUAAAAUAAAGUAUACGUAGAGAAAAACAACUUUAAAGUAUAAACUAGAGCAGCAGCUUUGAAAUGUAACUGCAAAGUAACCAAAAUUUUAAUCUGGAAGUGUCAAUUAAGAAUGUGACGUUGAAUUCAGAUGAGCGAUAGUAACAGAGAUAUAUAGUUUACAUUGAAUAAACGAAUUUUAGUUUUACACAACCAUGUCUAUGAUAAAGUUCGCUUUGCUCGGCCUGGUAUUAUGCUUGAUAAGAUCAUCAUCUGAAUGGCAACUGACGAAAUGUUGCCCACCAGGACAGAUCUUUGUAAAUAAGUUCACCAACUGUGAAUCAGUACCGUUAUUCGCGAUAGAGGUUUACGUUCACUAUUGGAACAUUACCAGAGAGUUCCAAGGAAUUCCUCAAUGCAACGAAUCUGAGGAUCUGGUGACAACGCCACUCGUCCAUUUCGAAUCUGUCACUAACUUAAAGGUGCCAGCUUGCCUUGAAUUAUUUUACAAGAUAGGGGAAAAAAAACCCAUAAUAAUAAUUCAUCACUGCCGAUCAAACAAGGAUCAACAAGUGAAAGCAAUUGACGCAUCCUUUCCGCAGCUUUUACACACCAGAAAAUGUUGCUCUGGCGAUACAAUAUUCGACAGCGACACAAAGACAUGUCUGACCAGGUUAAACGAAUCACAGAGUCUUGGAGCAUUUUUGCUAAAUAGAUCGAGUGACGCAGAAAGUGCAGUGAUACUCACUCAUGGUCCACCUAAAUGCCAAGGGCCGAUCGUAAACUAUGAAAUUCACGAAAACGAUAUCUUUCUACGGAACAAUACAUAUUCGGUGAUGAUUCCAGUGUCCAAAAAUAAUGUCAAAGAGGAACCCGUUACUGAGGAUAACGCUUGUCUCGAGAUGAUGCCGGAGUUUGCAGUUAAAAGAAAAUUGGUAGUCCGUAUCUGCAGAGAUCCGGAAUUCUGUGACACAAAUGCUUGUAUCAGAAAGUGCUGUGACGAAGAUACAUAUGCUUAUGACGAUUGCGGUAGAUAUCUCCGUUCUAAACCUAAUGAAGUGGGAGAAUUUUACAAUGCUCUUGCGAACGCCGUGAAUCAGACGAAUUCGUUCACUUUUGACACGACCGAAGACCACGGAGUUUUGAUUCAGCUGCCGUGUCAAAAUAUGUACAUUUACAAUCCAAAUAUAUGGGAAAAACAAGUGUUACUGACAUCAAAUGGACAUGUUUUUAUCCGAAAUUAUGAUACGAACGACAUGCACUGCUUCGAAGUCAAACAUAACAAUUUCGGCAACUCUAGUUUUGAUUUGUUUAUCUGUCCUGAAUUCCUAACUAGUGAGCAUCAUAAAAGCGCUGACUGGUGGUUCACCAUAUUGGUCAUCAAAUGUAUAUUUCUGCUGAUGACGUUGCUAGUGUACGCGUACUUACCGAAUCUGCAAAAUAUUCAUGGAAAAACGAUUAUAUGUUAUGUAAGCAGUAUCUUGCUGACUACCAUCCUCUCAUUCAUCAUCAAUUGGGACAGCAAAGUCGCAUUUGGGCGAAUAGGAAAGACAUCGUGCAAAGCUUUAGCUUACAUCGGGUUUUUUAGUUUUCAUGCGGUAUUUUUCUGGCUUAACGUCUUGUGCUUCGACAUAUGGCGGACUUUCGGAUCUAUACGUGAGAAUAUGAAUGUAAAGGACCGCAAGAAUACGAAACGGUUGCUGUUGUACUGUUUAUAUGGGUGGGGCAUGCCUUUCCUGAUGUCAAUCCUCAUUAUCGUUGUCGAUAACACGAAUUUACUACCAGGAUAUUUGACACCCGACAUUGGCAAUUUCUAUUGUGGCUUAAUAUAUAAAACCGAUUGGAACAACUACGGCGAUUUAAUAUUCGGUUAUGGACCGGUGACGAUUCAGCUAAUAUUCAACGUGGUGUUCUUCAUUUUCACGGCAAAAUAUUACAAUAAGGUAAAAGCGGACAUAAAAAAUGUAAAUAACGAUUCCAGAAGCAAACAAUUUAAUUCCAUUAAGGACAGAUUUAUCAUGAUCGUCAAAUUGUUCAUCAUUAUGGGAAUGCAAUAGCUAUUUGAUACAGCAACCUAUUUCCUCAACAAAUGUUUAGGUUACGAUAAUAAGUGGGAAAUAAUUUAUUACAUCGGCCUUGGCUUAGAUUGUCUUGAAGGUUUAUUGAUUUUCAUUAUUUUUGUUUUAAAAAAAAACGUGUAUCAAGCUAUUCGCAAACGUUUGCAAGAUAUAAAAUAAAAUCAACCUUCAACGUAACCACGUCGUUGUUUACUUAUACAGUUAGAAAAAGCGCGAUCAACUACGCGAUAUUUUUAUUUCAUUUACGCGACUUAUUCUUUAAAAAAGCGUCGAUAACUAGCUGUAUUGAGAAUUUGAGAGAUCGGAGAGAGAGAGUAACAAUUCAAAUAGGAAAACAGAUGGGUCAUUUCAGAAAUUCGGUUAAUCCCGUAAAGGAUGGGGUCAAGUAGCAAUACAACGAA